AUGAAUACAUUCUGCCUCUCCCCAACCGAUGUUCCUACUACUCUCUAUAGAGUCCAAUAUGGGGAUUCUAUGACGGCUUAUGAUAUACACGAGGGGCUCGAGGCAGCUGAUACGGUCACGUUUUAUGAUAAUGAUGGAGGGGACGAACAGGAAGUAGAAGAUACCCUUCAAGAGUUUGGCGAUGCAGUAGAGCAGCACCUGAACUGGGACACUGGCUACGAGAGCAUGUUCAUCUCGCUUUUCUCUCAGAGACGACAUGCUGAAAAUUGGAUAAACUGCACUCUGCUUCAGAUUAGUACGGCCCCCCUCAACGGGUUUUCCAUAUUUCGUGCCGAGGAGAUCGUUGAUGCGCUUUCGUUGGCAAUCCCUGAAGCAGCCCGAGCAAGUGUUGCUAGGGAGUAUCUUAUUGCACAUUAUAUACCCCCACGUGCUAUCAUAAGAAGUCAAACCGUUGAUGACAUUUUGGCAGGUCGAAACCGGCGUCAUCGUUCUAUUUUAGGCCCUUUGCGGCCGUCCCGGGCUGAGGACAUGGCAUCGCCCGAGCUUAUUGCACAACUUGAGGCGAUGGGAAUAUGAUAAGAGAAGGCCAACAUAUCCUUUCAGCUACAGGGGCAGCUUUCCUGUCAUUGACUACAUUUUUUGAGAAAGUCAUUCUAGAGGCUCCAGUAAAUUCAUG
This is a messenger RNA of Aspergillus homomorphus CBS 101889, 676 nucleotides long. RefSeq lists its product as uncharacterized. NCBI's taxonomy places the organism in Eukaryota, Fungi, Ascomycota, Eurotiomycetes, Eurotiales, Aspergillaceae. The coding region runs from base 1 to 576 and encodes 191 amino acids. The record is from RefSeq and is a predicted model, not a curated record. The transcript is spliced from 3 exons.